This is a messenger RNA of Spinacia oleracea (spinach), 3755 nucleotides long. RefSeq lists its product as uncharacterized. The transcript is spliced from 18 exons. Lineage: Eukaryota; Viridiplantae; Streptophyta; Magnoliopsida; Caryophyllales; Amaranthaceae. Bases 188 to 3619 code for a protein of 1143 amino acids. The record is from RefSeq and is a predicted model, not a curated record.
UCAAAUAAAAAUACAGUUUCGUUUCAGUUUAAUUCAAUUCCGCUCAAAACAACAACCCCUUAAUAUAUUCGAAGGCAGAGGGUUUGCAGCAGCGCUACCUCGAGUAACAUCGAGUUCGACUGCCCUUUUCCCACCAAAACACAGCCCUCCUUAAUUUCUCAUUAGCCUCUCUCUCACAUUAACCACCAUGAAGCAUACUCCCACCGCCGGUGAACAAUCAAAAGGGCAAGAAGCUCAAAUGGACCCUGCCGAAAGCACCGGCUUCGAUCCAACGGUGGAUAUUAGCUCUCAGCUUAUGCAACGCUACUCAUCCUCCUCCGCUCCACAGCACCGCCACCUCAUGGCCACAGCCGCCGCCGUAAAAUCUAUUCUUCUCGAAGACUCCCUCCCUCUCUCUCCUCUCUGCUACUUCGCCGCCACCAUUAACGCCUUAUCUCAGCCCCAGAACGAUGCCGCUUCUGCCUCUGCUCUCGCCACUUUUCUCUCCAUUGUUCUAUCGCUUGUUCCAGAAGAUUACAUUAAUCCGGAGAAGGCAGCGGAGGCGGCUGCUAUUUUGGUUAGGGUUUUGGGGAGCGAGGAGGGAGAAAUGGUGGUAGGGUCAGCUUCCAGUGCUAGGUGUGUGGUUAAGUGUUUAGGGAUUUUGCUAGGGUUUUGUGAUUUGGAGGAUUGGGAUUCUGUUGAAUUGCCCUUCCAAACCUUGCUUAAAUGGUCCAUUGACAAGCGUCCUAAGGUUAGAAAAUGCGCCUUAGUGUAUUUAGAGAAUGCUCUUAAAUCUUUUCAAUCUGAGACUGUGAAAAGAAAGGCAAGCAUAUUGGUUAUGUCUUUGCUGGAAAGCUACAUGUCUAUUGCAGUAAAAUUGGGUAUAAUACAAAAGGUAGACGAGUCUGGAAGUGAGAGACAAUGUGAAACUGAGCAGUUGGACGUUGUCCAUGCGUUGAGCGUUGUGAGGGUUGCUUUGCCAUAUAUCUGUGACAAAAGUAUCAAAAAAACAAUUUUGAAAUUAAUCGAGCUUCUUGAUUCACGCUCUUCUACUUUUACAAGGCCUGUUCUUAAUGCUAUUGAAGCAUUAUUAGAAAAAGUCGAAGGUGGAAUUAUCGUGCAAGUGGCUGAGGACAUAAUUGAUGCACUCUCAUCAUUUAUAUCUUCAGAAACGAACCCCAAUGACAGCAUCAUUUCUGCAGCAAACUUACUGAAGAUUUCUCUGGACAAACUUCAUUCAGAAGACACUGACAAAUGGAACAAGAGUCUUUCUGUUGGAGUUAAUGCUAUUGCAGGCCUUCUUACACGUGAGGAUGAAGUUGCUUCAAAGUCUUCAAAUAUUUUGAAGAACUUGAUUGUUGACCAGUUGUCUGAUGACAUUGAGUCCCAACCAGCUAAUGGCGAGGAAUCAAAAGGAAUUACAUCUAUGUGCUCAACCUUCAUGGAAAUGCUAGAUUCUUUAGCUGGGAUUCCCAAUGAACAUACACUAGCUGUUCUAUCAGUUCUGUUCCUCAAACUUGGCCGCAGUUCAUGCUCACAUAUGAAGAAUAUUGUCCUUAAGUUGGCAGAGAUCUUUACUCAUGCCGAUGGUAACAAACACGACACGGUUCAUUUGCAAAAUAGUUUGGGCUGUGCUGUAGUUGCUAUGGGAGCUGAAAAUGUUCUAAGGCUUGUACCAAUUUCUUUUGACGAGGAAAAUUCAACAUAUGCAAACAUGUGGAUGUUACCCAUUCUAAAGAAGUAUACCUGUGGGGCAUCCCUUGGAUAUUUCACAGAGCAUAUUGUCCCCAUCGCUCAAUCACUCCAAAAGGCUUCCCGUAAAGUUAAAAAGUCAGUAACUGGACAAGAUCUGCAGGCUCUUGCCCAUGGUUUAUGGGGUCUUUUACCUGCAUUUUGUCGCCAUCCAACUGAUGUUAGCAAGAGUUUUCAAUCCUUUGCUAAAUUGAUGCUCGUUCAGCUGAAGAAAGAUGCAUCAAUGCGUGAAGAAAUUGCUAAUUCCUUGCAGGAACUUGUAAAACAAAACAAAUGCUUGCCUAAAUUUGAUGCUGCUAUUGUUGAACCCAUAAAGCACUCAUCUGGCUUUUCAGUGGACGAUUAUCUAGUGGAGAAGAGAAACUUACUCUCUUAUUCCAAGAAAGCUGCUAUAAAAAACAUCAAGGCGUUAUCCUUGUAUUCUAAUGAACUGCUUCUGGCCCUGAUGACUGUUUUUCUUAAUUCAAAACCUGCAAAGCGUUCAUCUCUAAAGAAAGCUAUCAGUUGCUUGGCCUCAAUCUCUGACUCAUCUGUCACCAAGAAGAUUUUCAUUUCUUCUCUUGAGAGGUUUCCGUCGGUGAAGGCAGUUUCUGUAUCUGAAGAUUCUGAUCCGUCAAAUGCAUUACUUAGUGAUGUGCCAUCGGAUUCAAGUACCAUUGGUGAAAAUUCACAGUGGUCUUUGAUGCUGGAUUUAGCCUCAUCCAUCGUGGAGAGAGCUGAUGAGGAUCUUGUCGGUUUGAUCUUUAAAUUGACAAAACAUGUACUGCAGGCUGGUGAUGGAAAAUGUAUUACUGAAGCUUAUUAUACUUUGAGCUGUGUUCUAGAGGAACACCCUUGGUUUUGUUCUUUGAAAAUGGAUGAGCUAGUCGACCUUAUUAUGGGCUUGAAGGCUCCUGCUGAUAUCUCUUCUUUCAGCAAUCGCCUAAGUUGUCUUCACUUAUUAUUGGUCCAUUCUCUAAAGAGCAGUUCUGAUGUGGAGAACACAAAGCCUUUUCUUAUUUUGAAUGAUAUUAUACUUGCGCUAAAAGAUUCCAGGGAAGAGGCCAGGAAAAUAGCUUAUGAUGUCUUGCUCAAACUAAGUUCCUGCUUAGUAAAUUCAUCUGACGCAGAUUCUGAUGGACCAUACUACAAACUGAUUAGUAUGAUUAUGGGGUAUCUCUCUGGCCCAUCACCUCAUAUAACAAGUGCAGCCAUCUCUGCAUUGUCUAUGUUUGUAUUCAAGGAGCCGGAGCUCUGUGUAAAAGUUCCACAUGUAGUUUCCUCUGUUGCGUCUUUGCUACAAACUAAAGCCGUGGAAACUAUCAAGGCUGUUUUGGGCUUCAUCAAAGUAUUGGUUUCAUCUCUAGAAGCAAAGGACUUGCAGAAUUUUUUACCAGCUAUCAUAGAUGGAGUUCUUCCAUGGUCAUCUAUCUCAAGACAUCAUUUCAGAUCAAAAGUUACUGUCAUACUGGAGAUCGUGAUAAGAAAGUGUGGUUUUCCUACAAUAAAGUCUGCGACUCCUGAAAGAUACCAGUCAUUCAUCAGGAAAGUUUCACAGAAUCGUCAUGGGAACACAACCUCCAAGGAAGCUGACUCAGCUGAUGCGAAGACACAACUUUCAAAUGUUCCGAUAAAUGGGUCAAAGAAAAGGUCAUACGAGGAGACAAAUAACAAUAGAAACGGUUCAGAAUUGCAGAGGAACAAGAGGAGGAAUCAAAUACAAGAUUUCCAGUCUCCUGGUGGCACUAGGAGAAAUGUUGCGGGAUUUGAUAAAAAACCCAAUAAAUUUAAGCAUAAUAAUAACUCUAAAGCAGGUCAAAAUCAAAGAGAGAAGAGAUUUGACAGACCCUCCAGCAGUAUUCAAAAGAGAAAUGGACCAACGAAGGGGAGAUUUAGCCGAAAGUCGUAACAUGUAGUUGAUCUUGUUAGUGUUUAGAGUGUCAAUUAUUCGGGGUUUGGAUAGCUAUUUUACUGUUGGUUAAGCACAACUACAUUUUAGUUUGUUUUGUAAAAUUUUGAUUUGAUAUAAAUUCUGCCAUUCUCCA